CUUUUAAAUAAUGGGGUGCAAAAAUUCACGUCAGUUAAGUGAAAUAAGUAAUUUACAAAAUGAAUCAUCAAAGUCAAACAAUGAAAUUUCGGAAAACGAAGCACAAAAUGAAAAUCAUUUUGAGAAAAAUAAUGGUGUACAAUCAAAUAAUAAACAAAUGGGAGUUAGUGAUGCGAGAUUAUUAAGAAAAACAGUUUCAUUUAUUGACGAAGCCAAGAAAAACGAACCAAAAUUGGUUAAAAUUAAGAAAGAUCCUAAAACCCGAGAACUCAUACGAAAUGCAUUUUUAAACAAUGAAUUUCUUAAUUAUUUAGUAAAUGAUGAAAGAAUGGAGCUAAUAAUAGACGUAAUGUAUUCAAAGGAACUCGAAACAAAUACUUUUAUUAUUAAAGAAGGCGAUAUUGGUUCUCAUUUGUAUGUUUGUGCGUAUGGUUUACUUGAAGUAUUUGAUAAAAAUAACACAAGCAUUAAGAAAAUUAAUGUUGGUGAAGCAUUUGGUGAAUUAGCGAUAUUGUAUGAGGAACCUCGUCAAGCAUCUGUGAAAGUAAUAACUCCAUCCGUUGUAUGGGUAUUAGACCGUACAGCUUUUCAUGACAUAAUUAAACAGAUUGAUAUCAAAAAGCAUGAAGAAAAUAUGAAAUUCCUACAAGCAUGUCUUGUAUUCCAACAUGUUCCGAUGCCAAUACUUUCCAAAAUAACGGAUAUAAUAAUAACGGAGUUUUUUAAAUCUGGUUCAACAAUUAUUCGACAAGGUGAUAUAGCAGAUAAAUUUUAUAUAAUAAAAGCAGGAACUGCAUCAGUUACCAUGGUCAAGGAGAAUGGUGAGGAAGUAGCUAUGGGGACUUUAAGUACUGGUGAAUAUUUUGGUGAAAUUGCAUUGCAAAAAGAAAAUGCAGUUCGAAAAGCUACAAUACAAGCUUUAGAUUCUGGCGUAGAAUGUUUAACUCUGGAUGGAAAAUCAUUUCUGAACUAUUUGGGAAAUUUAGACGGAUUUAAAGGUGAAAAAUAUACCAAAAAUUCAACACACAUUAUAGACAAUGCAGAGUACGCGUACAUGAAAUUAGAAGACUUAGUAUUAGUACAACAUAAAUUACAAAAUACUCCAGCGUUCCGAACCGAUCUAGUUCAAUUUAAAAGUAAUAUAAAAUUAACAUUUGCCUUAAAGAAAAUACCGAAGAAAAUUCUAAAAAAUAAUCAAACAAAUUAUCAUAGUUUGCUUACUGAACGAGAUCUUUUAAUGAACUCUGAAAGUAUUUUUCUGCGAAAAUUAUAUCGAACUUUCCAGGAUAAAAGAUAUUUAUAUAUGUUGUUAGAGCCAUGCUUAGGUGGUAAUUUAUGGUUAACUUUACAACGGAAAGGACAAUUCAAUGAAGAUGUAACAAAAUUUAUGGCCGCGUCUGUAAUUCUGGCAUUUGAAUAUUUGCAUGAUAAGUAUUAUGUCUAUCGUGAUUUAAAACCGGAAAAUUUAAUGAUCGAUUCAAAAGGAUAUAUUAAAUUGGUUGAUUUUACCUUUGUUAAAUGUAUACCAGACAACUCAAAAACAUGGUCAUUUGUUGGAACACCAGAAUAUUUGACACCAGAAGUAUUAUUAAAUAGAGGGCAUAAUAAUGCGGUGGAUAUUUGGGCAUUAGGUAUAUUUAUUCAUGAAUUAUUGGUUGGAUAUACACCGUUUCGUGGAAAAGAUUCAAUGUCAACAUACAAUAAAAUUUUAAAAGGAAUUAAAUCCGUAAUAUUCUCAGUUCAAAUAUCAAAUACUGCACAGGACUUAAUUACAAAAUUAUGUCAUCCUGUGUCCACUGAACGUCUUGGAUGUUCGAGCAAUGGUAUUGAAGAUAUAAAAUAUCAUAGGUGGUUUGAUGGGUUUGAUUGGGCUGCAUUAAAAGAAGGUACACUUCCAGCCCCACUAAUAAACGUUACUAAAAAUAAUCAGGAUGUACAAUAUAUGGAUAUUGUUGAUAUUUAUGAAAAUGAAGCGCCAGAAGUUGAUUGGAAUGUAGAAUUUUAAAUAAUUUAUUUCACAUAAUUUUCAGUACCUUUAUAAAAAAAAUUUUCUGAUGUAGACAGAUGUAUGACCUGAACUAUAAUAAUUGUAAAUUAUGAAUUUUCAAAUAAACUCUUUUUUAUUUAAA
Molecule: messenger RNA, 2129 nt
Organism: Chrysoperla carnea
Lineage: Eukaryota; Metazoa; Arthropoda; Insecta; Neuroptera; Chrysopidae
Product: cGMP-dependent protein kinase, isozyme 1-like
Exons: 11
Coding region: 11-2005 (664 amino acids)
Biological process (GO): protein phosphorylation
Molecular function (GO): ATP binding; cGMP-dependent protein kinase activity
Source: RefSeq, a predicted model, not a curated record